This is a messenger RNA of Penaeus vannamei (Pacific white shrimp), 2164 nucleotides long. The record is from RefSeq and is a predicted model, not a curated record. Lineage: Eukaryota; Metazoa; Arthropoda; Malacostraca; Decapoda; Penaeidae.
GGUGGCUUUAAUGAGAAAGAAAUGGCUUUGGAAGGAAACUUUAAGGAUAAUUCCAUGGCCGGUAAAGUCAACACCAUUGUCGAUGGAUUCUUCAAGACGUCCGACUUCGACUGGAAAUCCAACCUGGGUAUCUAUGCAGACAAGGACAAGGCCAAUGUUAACUUCAAGAUUAAUGCCGACGGCAACGAAUACAUGGCCAAGUUUGAGGGCACCCGCACUUCCCUUCUCGUUGAAUCGAACUUCGCCAAACACAUUCUUGUUGAUGCCCACGUAACCAGUACACAGGACAUGAGGAAACUACAUGUUGCUGCUGAGUGGGACAAGGAUGUGGAUCCCACAAAAGCUUUCGUCAUUGAUGGACAGUUUGCUAAUGGCGAAAUUGGAGCGGCAUUCAAAUAUGGUGACAGGGAAGUGUCCAUCCUUGGCAAGCUAAUUGACAGUGGUGUGGAGGUGGAAACCAAAUGGGCUUCUGACAAGAAUUUUGUCAAUGUUCACUACACACUUGGCAAUACCAAUUCGCUGGCAGCUACAGUGCAGACGCCAUUCCAAGGUUGGGAAAAACAGGAUGCUACCUUUACCUUCUCCAUCAAGGAUUAUGAAGUUGAGAGCCGAUUUUCUGCUACAUGGAGAAACACACAGCAAAUGGCACUUAUUGUCACUGGCAAGGUAAAACCUGGACUCUUUACCAAUGCUCUUUCCACCAAAGUUGCAUUCACAAGCACCUUUGAUAACUAUGAGCGUAUCGAAUUCUCUCUGGAUCAUAACAUGUUGAUUCUACCAUCAAGACUCAUUUGGAGGGCGCCUGGAACCAAGAGAAAAUGGAAGGCAACUUCCAACUCACUCCUAACACCAAUGGUGUAGAUGCUCGAGCUACCUUCACUUCCCCUGUCACAGAGAACAUCCUUGUGACAUUGCAUCAUGAGUUACUCAACAAGCAGUUGUCUACCACAUUUGAAGUGAAAUAUGGACAAGAGAUCUCUACUGCUACUGCCACAGGUCACGUGGAUCUUAGUAAUGUACAUGACAUCACUCUGGUGUUCAAGGUUGACACCCCUGUUUCUUUGAUCCCUGAGAUAAAUGCCAAUCUUAAAUACUCCCUGAGUGGAGAAAGUCUCAACUUGAUCACUGAAGGUAAGAUUGGGGAGAAGAAAAUCAUGCUUAAUGUAAGCGGCCAGAGGACUGUCAGUGGCGACACUACGGACAUUUCUGGAGACGUUCGCUUCAUCACUCCUUUCACUUACCCUCUGACAGCAUCUCUCAAGCACACCCAUGACAUGGAGCACUUUACAUCACAGUUCGAGAUGACCAGGAUCUGGUCUACAUACGGUAGCGUCAAGGUGCACGCUCAAGGACACAUGCUCUCCAAGAAUGAUGUAGAAUUCAAGGUUGACGUUUCUAGCCCAGUAAAUAAGGGAUCAAUCGCCUUCAAGCACACUGUCACUAACACCAAGAUGGAUUCCUCAGUUGAUGUCAUUUUCAACUCUGAACGUAUUCAUGUGUCUGUGGGUGGACUUCUGGAUGUGUCUAGGAGCUUGGCAAACAUUGAAGCUGAAGUUAAUUCCACUUUCAGUGGCCUAGAUGAUGUAAAAGUCAGCAUCGAUAGCAAGAAGGAUAACAACACAAGAACUUCCAACAUAGUUCUCAUGAAGGAACAAAAUCUGUUGUUAUUGACCAUACCAUUACCUUCAAUGAUUGGUUCAACUGGGAAAACUCCUUUAUUGUGAAUGGAGUCUACAAAUUAAGCAACAAGCAGAUGCAUGCUGGCUCUGUACAAACACCAACUUGAGUACAUGUGGGAUCGCCAACUUGUGCAAUUCGAAGGAACUUUCGACAAGAAGAUCUCUGGAAAUACCCGUCAGAUUGAUGCCCAGGUCUCCCUUUCCACUCCUUGGACUGAGGACAUGAAACUUGAUUUGCACCACCAAGAUGAUGGUGUUGAGUACAAACCAACACUUAUCAUUGAGUACAGGCCCUGGAAUGAAGAUUGAAGUUGCCUCUGUUCUGAAAUGCGAUUCAUCAUUCUUCUACACUGCAUCCACUCUUACAACACCAUUCUGGCAGCCAAUGGGAUACAAACUCAACAUUGACUUCCAGCCAAGGAAGACUGCUACUCUUGUUUUAACCCGUGGAGCCAACAGAACUACUAUUGACAUCACAGGAAAAA